ACGAGAGGCAGAAAAAAAAAGGUAAUGGCGCUUAAUGGUACUCAUCUACUGGUGGCGGCAGAGGUGUGGGUGCCGUGGGUGUUGCUCCGCCGGGAUGACAAUGGUACUCUACUUUCUUCCGGCAUCCUUAUCGAAUUUAUGAAUAUCUUCGCCUCCAAAUUAAAUUUCACGUAUUCAGUGAUCAAGUCCGUGGAUGGAGAAUGGGGACGAUUCUUACCAAAUGGUUCAACCACAGGAAUGAUCGGCAUGAUUCAGAGGAAGGAGGUGGACAUGGCACUGGGACCUUUCAGCAUCACUUACAUCAGGUCAAAGGUCAUCGACUUUUCCGUGCCACUCUAUAUCGACAAUUUCGGCAUCUUCCUCCCUCGGCCGCGUCAGGAGCGGGAUCUAGCUGGCUUCACUAAACCUCUCGCCCUGGAGGUGUGGGUGACUCUGUUGCUGGUAAUUGCGGCCAGUGUGGUUCUUGGAGUGUUCGCCAACUGGGUGACGGAAAGGUGGCGCCUCCCAGGUACUCAAGGCGUCAAGGAAGGCUACGUUUUCCGUCCCAGCUGGCUCCUGAGGGCUCUGCUUUUGGAGCCCGUCGACAGGCUGCCGACGUCGCUGACGGGUCGCGUGUUGCUGGGGGCGUGGCUAGUGGCGGGUCUCAUCCUGGGCUCGGCGUACCAAGGCGUGUUAACCUCCUUGCUGGCCGUGCCCCGCGUCGCCGUGCCCGUCGACUCUCUCCAGAACCUGGUUGACUACGGCCGGCUCCCGUGGUCCGUAGAAUACGGCACUGCACUCCACCAGCUGUUUGGGGACGCCAAAUCAGGAAUACAGAAGAAGAUCCACGAAGGCGCUUUCCUGGUGACCAGUCUGUUCGAGGAGAAGGAGCGGAUAAAGACAGAGAGGUUCGCCCUCCUUUGUGACUUCUUCUCCAUGAAGCAGGUGAUGAGCGACGACUACAGUGCGACUGGGACGUGUAACUACUACAUCGCCUCGGAAGUGAUCUGGGCCUGUCCCAUGGCCUUCACUUUCACCAAGGGCAGCCCCAUCGUCCAGCACUUCAACAAGUGGCUGAUGAUGAUGAGAGAGUCUGGCUUGGUGAACCGCUACCUAGACGAGCUCACCUCCAAUGCCACCUUGUGUAUGUUGCCCCCGGGGAAGGAGCGCGGCAUCAUCACCCUCGUCCUCUCUCUCACUGACCUCGCUGGCAUCUUCCUCCUCCUGGUAGUAGGGCUGGCGGUGAGCACCAUUAUCUUGGCAGUGGAGAAACUGGUGCACUUGUUCUAGCCUGACCCAGUGACGCCAUCCAGCCACUGGAGAUGUCUUCUGAUGGUGACUUAUAAAGAAACUUUAUAACAUCAAAGGGUAGUCUCAUCAAGACGACAACUAAAAACUUAAUUCAAUUGAUAGCAGUUACGAUGGUUUGCUGGGCAUUUUAAAAAUAAUUUAUGGAGACAAUUUUAAUAUACUCCUAACUUACGAGACAAUUUCAACGAGAAUUAAAGAAAACUAAAAUUAAUUUUUAAGGUGUCUUCUUAAGAUACCUUUCAAGACAACUAUAGAUUACUCCGGGUAUAAUUUUUAAUAUGGUUAUCAAGAUAAUAUACAGGGUAGAUUAGGUCUCAGAUUAUUAUUAUUAUUAUUAUUAUUAUUAUUAUUAUUAUUAUUAUUAUUAUUAUUAUUACGGAUGUUACUUCUGAUAAUUCAUUUUAAUUUAGUAUUUAAAGUGGUCUCGAAAUUUGGUACACGAAGUUCAUACUAAGAUGCGACCACACUAACGGUAACAUGGUUUGUGACUGAGAUAGGUAAACACUGGUUUGGAAAUAGAGUGGUGGAUGAGUGGAACAAGUUACCAAACAUCAUCAUUAACUCGAACACGCUGGAUAGCUUCAAACAUAGGCCCAGUACGGGCCAAUAGGCCCGCUGCAAUUUCCUCCAUUCCUAUGUUCUUAUGUAGACACACGGCCACACUAACGGUAACAUCUGUUGAACAAGUAGACGUUAAUGUUAGCAACAAUAGUGUUGGGAACAUUUCGAGCAAUAGAGAUGCUUCCCGCAUAUGGUGGUAACAUUGGUAGGCAAUAUGUUGGUACUGCUGGUGUGGACUGUUUACUUCACCAUAGUUUCCAACAAUGGUGCCACCUCUAAGGCCCACAUAUUUGCCAACAGUGAUACAAACAUUGAUGCAUCCAUGUGCCUGAAGUUGUUGCCAACAAUGCUGACAGCUUCUACCGAACUGUCUGAAACAUUGCUCCCAACAAAGUUUCCGUUCGUGUGGCUACGCCUUUAGGUGU
Homarus americanus (American lobster) is the source of this 2276-nucleotide messenger RNA. Its product is annotated as probable glutamate receptor. The transcript is spliced from 9 exons. NCBI's taxonomy places the organism in Eukaryota, Metazoa, Arthropoda, Malacostraca, Decapoda, Nephropidae. Gene Ontology annotation, cellular component: membrane. The coding region runs from base 25 to 1269 and encodes 414 amino acids. The record is from RefSeq and is a predicted model, not a curated record. Gene Ontology annotation, molecular function: glutamate-gated receptor activity.